AUGCCGCGUCCGCGCCGGCCGCCUGGUGCUGGCUCGGCGCUCACCACCCUCGCCCUCCUGCUCCUCGCCGGACUUGUGGCCGCUCAGCAGCAGCAACCACAACAACAACAACAACCACAACAGCAACAACCACUGCCACUGCCACUGCCUCCUCCACGCCUCGAAAACCACGUCCCCAGCGGAGCCCCUCGCUCUGCCCUCCAUGUAGAACACGCUCCCAUCAUCAACCCCAAGCCCAACCACAAAUAUGCAAAGCCCGCCCACAAGAACGCGGAUUGGGAAGUUGAGGACUUUGUUCUCUUGGCGACCGUCGACGGCCACAUACACGCACGCGAUCGAUACAAUGGCGAGGAGAUUUGGGAGUUGAGUGGGAGACCCAUGUUGGAAACCAUCUACAACUCAUCGGGCGGCAGUGUCGACCCCCAGGACCAACCCUUUGUAUGGAUCGUGGAGCCGCGAGAAGAUGGAGCCCUAUACCUCCUCUCCCCAGGGCCCUAUCCCCAUCUCCAACACUUGGGCGUCACGGUCAAGCAAUUGGCCGAAAACGCACCUUAUUCGAGCGAUGAUCCGGACCUUCCGGUCGUGUACAACGUUGAGAAGAAGACAUUCAUGUUGCUUGUAGAUGCAGCCUCUGGUAUAGUCAAGCAGAGCUUCAGUCCUGGCGGAACCUUUCCCCACGACGACAGCUGUGCCCCAGAGUCGAGAAACUACUUUAGCGCGCGAGAACGUGACUGCCGCGGGGUCAUCGACAUUGGUCAGACGCAGUACACCAUCACCAUCCACAACAAAAAGACCAACGAGCACAUUUGCACGCUCAAGUACGCAGAGUGGAAUCCCAACAGCCGUGACAGAGAUUUGCAAUCGCAGUACGACCAGACGUUGGACAAGCAGUACAUCUAUACCACAUACAAUGGCGAAGUCAUUGCCUUUGACUACAAGCGUCCAAGAUCGCACCAGCGGCCUCUUUACAGGCAGCGUCUGCCCUUCCCAGUUGCACGCGUUUUUGAUGUUGCCCGUCCUUCAAACGACCAAUCCUCUGACCCACCUUUGGUCCUUCUCCCCCAACCUGCGGGGCCUGUUUUUUCAGAGGACAAGGCCAACCAUGUCCUCCUCAACACAACCGACUCGGGAGCGUGGUAUGCACUGUCAGAAGUCAACUACCCUGCCGUGACAGAUGGCGCUCCAGAUGCAAGCUGCUACAAGCAGAAUCAGGCUGCAUACGAUUGGGAUGCGGCCUACGCCUUGCCAGACAAGAAGAGCCUGAUUGGUGUCCACAGGCUCGACUACAAGGUUCCUGACUUACCAACUCAGUUGCUGGGCAUUCCUGCACCAACCUUCUACGACUCUGUGAAUGAUCAGGUCAUCUCCAACCCACCAGAAACUUCCCCAAGAGAGCAUCACCAGCCACCAAGCAUUGAUGCACCGCCACAGGCUGAAGUCGUCGCGCGCUCAGUCAAUGUCUACAUAUAUAUUGUGCUUGCCAUUUGCCUAUUUGGCGGUGUCGGGGCUUCCAUCAAGCCUACAAUGGUUGAGUCCUGCCUGAGCUACCUCAAGCAGAUAGUUCAUGCAGGCAACAAUGCCAAACAGCCUCUUCCGCCAUUCCACGCUCCCUCAGAGCCUGAGGUCAAGAUGAGCGAAGAGAAGCUUUUGGUUGUUCCACAUGCAGAUGAUCCUGUUCCAGAGAAGCCAGUUGUUGAGGCCACCGAGAAAGACCAAAACGAGCUACCUGCAUCGGAGGAGCCCAAGGAGAAGAAGGUCACCUUUGCGGUACCAAGUGAUGAAGAGGAAGAUCUUGCACCCCUCUCCAGGACUACGACUGUUGAACAAGCCUCUCCAAUCUCAGACGAAGCUGCUCCGCCAGAGAAGAAGAAGACACACCGGGGUAGAAGGGGCGGCCGUAAGCUGAGUAAGAAUCAGCAAAAGGAGGAAGAUGAGGUCAACCGGAUUGUAAACGCAGCCAAGCAGCUCGAGGUCGGCCCUCGCCUGCACCCAGACGAACUGACCGUGAGCGGGGGUGACGUGCAAAACAUUUCUGAGAUCAAACGCAUCGGCAAGCUUACCAUUGACCAAGAUCGACUAUUGGGCAAUGGAAGUGGUGGCACAUUCGUCUUUGAAGGAAAAUGGAAGGAAGUCAAGGUCGCCGUCAAGCGCAUGUUGCCUCAAUACUUUGGGCUUGCAGAACAAGAGGUCAAGCUUCUACAGAACAGUGACCCCCACCCGAACGUCAUCCGCUACUUUGAUGAUGAACGUGACGAAAACUUUCUCUACAUCGCCGUCGAACUCUGUCAGGCUAGUCUCUUCGAUCUGUACAAGGAUGGGCGGCCUGGAGAGGAGCUCAGCGAGGAACAUCAGCGUCUGGUCAACAAGAUUAGCAAGAAGGCCUCGUCCUGCUUGUACCAGCUCGCUGCCGGGUUGAACCAUCUGCACCAUCUCCGCAUCAUUCAUCGCGACAUCAAGCCUCAAAACAUUCUCGUUGCACAGCCCCUGAUCACCUCCAAGGAUGACGUGAGACUGGUGAUUUCUGACUUUGGGCUCUGUAAGACUCUGCCCGACAACGUUAGUACCCUUGUCGGUACAACUGGCAACGCAGGUACCGUCGGCUGGAAAGCACCGGAGCUCAUCACGCAGCCCAAGGAGUUGGUCAAUGGAAGUUCUCAGGGCUUUUCUCGCGACUCCUCCAGCUCGACGGAUCCAGUCGCACAGGGUGUGAAGCGGGCUGUGGAUAUCUUCUCUCUGGGCUGUGUCUUUUACUAUGUACUGACCGGUGGCUGUCAUCCAUUUGACGACGAAGAAGGCUGGAUGCAGAUUCGCGAGUACAACAUCAAGAAGGAAAAGUCGAACCUCGACCGUCUGCUUCUUGGUGCCGACUCUGUGGAACCACACCACCUGAUCCAAUGGAUGCUUCGGCCACGUCCUGAAUCUCGUCCAACUGCCCUCCAGGUCAUGAAUCAUCCCUUCUUCUGGGACGACCAGAAGCGGCUUGAUUUCCUGUGUGACUGUUCUGAUCACUGGGAGCGAGAGCCUCGUGACCCACCGUCGGAGCACCUCUCGCAGCUUGAAGAAUACGCUCAAGAUGUCCUUGACCAUCGUCGCAACUUCCUAGCCAAGCUGGAUCCAGGCUUUGUCAACUCGCUGGGCAAGCAACGCAAGUACACGGGCGAUCGUAUGCUCGACUUGUUGCGAGCAUUGCGUAACAAGAAGAAUCACUACGAAGAUAUGGAAGAUUCCAUCAAGGCCAAGGUUGGGCCGCUGCCGAGUGGAUAUCUGAAGUACUGGACCGUCAAGUUCCCCCAGUUGCUCAUGAGUUGCUAUGAAGCGGUGUUGGCGUGUGAUUUGGAGAAUGAGCCUCGAUUUAGGAAGUAUUUUGAGGGUGCCAAGUAGGAGUUUGGGGGUUGGCUUGGUGCAUAGGUCCAUUGUUCUAUUAAAUGUAUUAGGAUGUUGAGAUUGAAACUUGAUUUAUUCGCUCCCCAAAAAAAAAGCUGCUUGUCUAUUAUGCAAGUGAUGAUUCCGUGAGAUUGUAGCCCAUAUUACUUCCUCCUCAUCGCACUUCCGUCCAUAUCAGCCAGACUCGCCUUGACCAUUUCCGGAUUCUGCUGCAAAACCUCCUGCACCCUCGUCUCAAAAGCUUUCACCAUGUAGUCUGCGACCUUGGGCGCCACACCGCCGCUCAAAGCCGCAUACAUGGGAUUCGCAAACGAAAACUCCACCACCAAACUCACUCUUGUCUGCGCCUCCCGCACCGCCUCAACCUCCCACUUACUCCUCAGAUACGUCAACAAUCCGUUUUCCCCCUGGCGCCCCCUCGUCCUCUCCUGCCCACUCCCUCGCACCUC
This is a messenger RNA of Bipolaris maydis ATCC 48331, 3833 nucleotides long. Lineage: Eukaryota; Fungi; Ascomycota; Dothideomycetes; Pleosporales; Pleosporaceae. The record is from RefSeq and is a predicted model, not a curated record.